This is a messenger RNA of Pipistrellus nathusii (Nathusius's pipistrelle), 714 nucleotides long. NCBI's taxonomy places the organism in Eukaryota, Metazoa, Chordata, Mammalia, Chiroptera, Vespertilionidae. The record is from the annotation of a GenBank genome assembly.
AUGGAAAACCCUGUGACUUUCGACGAUUUUCAGCGGGAACUGGAAGAGUAUAUCAGGAAGCAGAGAGCCCGAGGGUUACAGCCAGAGACCCGCUUCAGGAAGGAGACAGAGAGGGACCGCACUGCGCCUCCCGGGCCCCCAAUGCUGCAGCCCAGCCUCCCCUUCAGGGGCUCCCCCGGGUUCCCGGGGCCCCACAAAAGGCAGAGGACAGUGGGCAGCCGCUUACCCCAAUGGGCCAACAUCCAUCGCUCCGCACCACGCCUGGACUCUCUACUCCACCGUCAGAAAAAUCAUCAUUUCUUCCAAAACCCGUGGCUUCCAAGCCCGCCUGUGCGAGGCGGGACCCCGGGGCCCCGCGCAGCACGCGGCGGAGACGCUGCCCGCCGGCCUGGGGUGCAUCAGGCCGGCCACCUGGAGCCAGGCCCCGGGAGAAGGUCCGGGGAGGAGGGAGGCGGCAUCAGCCUGGAGCUGCAAGCAAAGCUGCGGCAGAGGAAGCGGGGUGCGGAGGGAGAGGCCUGCGGAGAGAAGGGGAGGAGGCAGGAGGGCGAGCCAGGGAGAGAAGAAAAGCCAGGACGAGGGAAGAGCGGAGAACAGGGAGUCACCAAGGAGCGAAGCCUGUCCGGCAGGAAGAAGCGGCCCCGGGGCGAGGGGCGCCCGCAGCAGCGGGGCCUGUGGGACCUGUGGGAUGAGGCCAUCCUCGGCAGCUGCUGCUGA